GUGGAAUCACGUGACAUUUGGCAGACAUAGUGUUACAGUACGUGUGAUCAUCACGACACCAAGACGCAGGGGGACAGCUACAAAACACACACCUAGCACGUUCGGUGUCUUCAUGUAAGAAAGGACAGAACAUAGUGAGAAGUACACGGACAGAAACAUGAGCAGGAAGCAGUCCGUGAACAAACCGCCAGACGGCGGCUGGGGUUGGAUGGUGGUGUUGAGUACAUUCCUUGUACACGUCAUCGCUCUCGGAUCGGUGAAGUCCCUGGGUGUGUUCUACGCCGAGUUCCGGGAGGUUUUCCAAGAAAGCGCGGGAAAUACGUCCUUCAUCAGUUCUGUCUUCGUAGCUGCUGUAUUAUUUUGCUCUCCCAUUGCCAGUGCCCUGAGCAACCUGACGAGUUGCCGUACCGUCGUCAUGGCAGGAGGCGUCAUUUCUGCCGUGGGACUCGGCGUCAGCUACUUCGCACAGAGCGUCGUACACCUGAUCAUCACCAUUGGACUGAUAACAGGCUUUGGGUUUUCCUUGAUGUACUCCCCAAGUCUGGCAAUGGUCGGAAAAUACUUCCACAAGCGGCACGCCACAGCCAAUGGGAUAGCGAUCAGCGGGACCGGAGUCAGCAUGUUUGUCCUCUCGCCGCUCUUCCAGUUCCUUAUUGACGAGUUUUGGUGGAAUGGCGCCCUCCUGAUUUUCGCCGCCAUGGCACUGAACGGCUGCGUCUGUGGCGCCUUGCUGAGACCCUUACAUCUCAAAGAUGCCGACAAAGACAAUGAAGUCAAAAGUGAAGACGAAGAGGUCGCAGAUUCAUCGAAAACGUGCAAAACCAUCAUUCCAUUCUGUCAAAAAGUUUUGGAAAUGUUUGACGUGACUUUAUUGAAAAGCGGACCUUUUCUUGUCUACAAUCUGUCCUUGUUCGCAUUAAUGUUGGGGAGUUCCAUAAUUUUCGUGCACCUUGUAGCCCACGCCCAAAGUCUAGGAGUGGAGAAAACGCAAGCCGCAUUCCUCCCGUCCAUUCUGGGUAUGGUGGAAGCCGUCGCAAGACCAAUAAGCGGGUGGCUGUCAGACAGGCUACCCGUCAGAAAACUAUAUUUUUACAUGGUGGGUUGUGUCGGUUUGGGAAUAUGCAAUAUCGCCAUACCACACUCGCCGACAUACGCGGCCCUCGUGGCGUGCAUGGUGUUCUAUGGGAUUUCUUCUGGCACCUUCUACCCGCUGAUCGCGGUCCUUGUACGGGAAUAUAGCGGCGUUUCCAGGAUUUCCGGCGGGCUUGGGUGGGCGUUCGUCUUCCAGGGUGCCGGCUUUCUGCUGGGACAACCCAUAGCAGGCUGGCUGUAUGACGCCACUGGAAACUACGACAUGUCCUUCUAUGCAGCUGCGACCUUCAUCUUCGUCUCCGUGGUCGUUCUCCUCCUCCUCGUGCCGAAGAAAGGGAAAAGCUGGGCGCUGGAGUCUGGCAAGCCUGCCGCUGACGUCCCACAUGACGAGUGUGACGGGGUGGUUGCACUACGAGCCAGGCAACUACCUGACGUUACUGUUAUCACUGAAGGGCAAACUAACCCAGUGUUCCAAAGUGAGAUUUGGGAUUCGGGCAACGAGAUUGGUCAGAUUCAUCACGUGAUAGGCAGAAAUACACACAUAGUGGGGUCAUUUUCUCAAUUAUUCGUUCCCCUACAUGUCAGACAGGACGUGUUUCGAGACUCAAGACGUGUUUCUGGUCUCAAGACGUGUCAAGACGCAUCCUCUUAUCUUAUUCUAGGUCAACGACAGAUACAUUUAUCCUCGAUGCAGUCCGCGGAUAAUCCCCCAGAAGGCGGCUGGGGUUGGAUGGUGGUGUUGAGUACAUUCCUUGUGCACGUCAUCGCUUUAGGUGCGACUAAGUCCCUCGGUGUGUUCUACGUGGAGUUCCGAGAGGUUUUCCAAGACGGCGCGGGAAACACAUCCUUCAUCAGUUCAGUCUUUGCAGCUACUACAUUCAUUUGCUCUCCCAUCGCCAGUGCCCUGAGCAACCUGACGAGCUGCCGUACCGUCGUCAUGGCAGGGAGCGUCAUUUCUGCCGUGGGGCUUGGCGUCAGCUACUUCGCAAAGAGCGUCGUACACCUGAUCAUCACCAUUGGACUGAUAACAGGCUUUGGGUUUUCCUUGAUGUACUCCCCAAGUCUGGCAAUGGUCGGAAAAUACUUCCACAAGCGGCACGCCACAGCCAAUGGGAUAGCGAUCAGCGGGGCCGGAGUCAGCAUGUUUGUCCUCUCGCCACUCUUCCAGUUCCUUAUCGACGAGUUUAGGUGGAAUGGCGCUCUCCUGAUUUUCGCCGCCAUGGCACUGAACGGCUGCGUCUGUGGCGCCUUGCUGAGACCCUUACAUCUCAAAGAUGCCGACAAAGACAAUGACGGCAAAAGUGAAGACGAGGAGGUCGCAGAUUCAUCGAAAGCGUGCAAAACCAUCAUUCCAUUCUGUCAAGCCGUUUUGGAAAUGUUUGACGUGACUUUAUUGAAAAGCGGACCUUUUCUUGUCUACAAUCUGUCCCUGUUCGCAUUAAUGUUGGGGAAUUCUAUGAUUUUCGUGCACCUUGUAGCGCACGCCGAAGCUUUAGGGGUGGAGAAAACGCAAGCCGCAUUCCUCCCGUCUAUUUUGGGUAUGGUGGAAGCCGUCGCAAGACCAAUAAGUGGGUGGCUGUCAGACAGGCUACCCGUCAGAAAACUAUAUUUUUACAUGGUGGGUUGUGUCGGUUUGGCAAUAUGCAAUAUCGCCAUACCACACUUGCCGACAUACGCGGCCCUCGUGGCGUGCAUGGUGUUCUAUGGGAUUUCUUCUGGCAUCUUCUACCCGCUGAUCGCGGUCCUUGUACGGGAAUAUAGCGGCGUUUCCAGGAUUUCCGGCGGGCUUGGGUGGGCGUUCGUCUUCCAGGGUGCCGGCUUUCUGCUGGGACAACCCAUAGCAGGCUGGCUGUAUGACGCCACUGGAAACUACGACAUGUCCUUCUAUGCAGCUGCGACCUUCAUCUUCGUCUCCGUGGUCGUUCUCCUCCUCCUCGUGCCGAAGAAAGGGAAAAGCUGGGCGCUGGAGUCUGGCAAGCCUGCACCUGACGUCCCACAUGACGAGUGUGACGGGGUGGUUGGACUACAAGCCAGGCAACUACCUGACGUUACUGUUACUAUAGAAGGGCAAACUAACCCAGCGUUCCAAAGUGAAAUGUGAACUAUAAGUUUGCAAACGACGGUUUGAAAGCAAGCAUACAAUAUUAUAAUGAUGUGUAUGCAAAGGUACAAUGUAAAAGACAAUGGAAUUAUCUGAACUAGGAGAUGUACUUUGUAAAGGAAUGAAUAUUAUAUAUGCCUGGAUAUUUUACUAAUAUAUUCAAGAACAUAAACGGUAUAAACGAUAUGCAAAC
This is a messenger RNA of Branchiostoma floridae (Florida lancelet), 3386 nucleotides long. RefSeq lists its product as uncharacterized. Gene Ontology annotation, molecular function: monocarboxylic acid transmembrane transporter activity. The transcript has 11 exons. The record is from RefSeq and is a predicted model, not a curated record. Gene Ontology annotation, biological process: monocarboxylic acid transport; transmembrane transport. Lineage: Eukaryota; Metazoa; Chordata; Leptocardii; Amphioxiformes; Branchiostomatidae. The coding region runs from base 158 to 3193 and encodes 1011 amino acids.